CAACAGCUUCUGCUUAGACCCCGAAGGCCUCUCCCUGCUAAUCCGGCGAGCUGUGACUCUUCCCGGCGUCGAAAAAUGGUUGCGGCAAAGAAGACGAAGAAGUCCCAUGAGGGAAUCAACAGCAGAUUAGCUCUGGUCAUGAAGAGUGGCAAGUACACUCUUGGCUACAAAUCUGUUCUCAAAUCCCUUCGCAGCUCCAAAGGAAAGUUGAUACUUAUCUCUAGCAAUUGCCCACCGUUGAGGAGAUCAGAGAUCGAGUACUACGCUAUGCUUGCUAAAGUUGGAGUGCAUCACUACAAUGGCAACAAUGUGGAUUUGGGUACUGCUUGUGGUAAAUACUUCCGAGUUUCUUGCCUCAGCAUCGUUGAUCCAGGUGAUUCCGACAUCAUCAAGUCACUUCCUGGAGAUCAGUGAUUGUCAUUUCGACCAGAUUGUUAUGUUUUUGCCAUCCUAUCUCUCUGUUUUAUGAAACUCUUUAAUGUGUUCUUCAAAAAUGUUAGGUUGUUUUUGGAUUCGAAACUCCUCCUUAAUGGUUUAAUGAAAUUAUCGUCUCCAUUCGAAUG
Molecule: messenger RNA, 563 nt
Organism: Eutrema salsugineum
Lineage: Eukaryota; Viridiplantae; Streptophyta; Magnoliopsida; Brassicales; Brassicaceae
Product: putative 60S ribosomal protein L30-1
Exons: 2
Coding region: 76-414 (112 amino acids)
Cellular component (GO): cytosolic large ribosomal subunit
Molecular function (GO): RNA binding; structural constituent of ribosome
Source: RefSeq, a predicted model, not a curated record